AUGGCUUUGGUUUCUCCUGUUGUUGCUUUAUUCGAAUGGAUCAUUGAAGCUGCAAGAGAAUUAAUUCGACUUCGACGCGAGAAUUAUGACGAUUUUGAGUUCGUUCCUAAUAAUUGCCAUGAAAGGAUAUGGAGAACCAUAUCCAACCAAUUGUUUCUUAAUAGAGGUUUCGCCGCUUCUCCCUCUCAAUAUCGUAGGAAAUGGUACUCAUUAAAAUAUGGGUACAAAAAUCUCAAGAG
Molecule: messenger RNA, 239 nt
Organism: Funneliformis geosporum
Lineage: Eukaryota; Fungi; Glomeromycota; Glomeromycetes; Glomerales; Glomeraceae
Source: the annotation of a GenBank genome assembly